GACAACAACGACAACGCGGUGGCCGACAGCCCCCAGGUCCAAAUAAGGAUUCGUUACGUACCAGGGCCGUCAAUUGUGUUCCGGUUCCCGUGGGUCUUCGACGGAGGGAUGGAUCUGAAGGAGUUUCGAGGGAUAGGACUGGGAUGAGUUAAGAAUGAAUAGACGAGGAUGGAAACUCGAUGAACAUAGCGUAAGUUUGGAAGAGCGAAUUUAAGUGAGUCUCGAUCGCUUAAGAAUCCUCGAAAGGUCCAAGCUCGAAGAAGGGGUGAACUCUGAAGGAUCAAUCCUUCAAGUAUUGAAGAAUUAAACUUCGGAAUUUUUCGAAGUUACUUAGUUUCGAGAGAGCACACUUUGAAGAAUUCAUUAUCGAAGAAAUUCAGCCGCAUAAUUCAAACUUGAGAACAUCAAAAGACCAACUGAUUGAAAUGGUGAACGGCGAAUCCUGAAUGCGACGUCCACGACUCACUCUAUGUUCUCCAAGCAAGAUUGCGUUCAUGUGACCCCGCAGUUUGCUAUAAUUGGCAGGUGGACGGGGCGACCGACUAGCUCACGUCAUCGUAAAGAUCCCCACUACCUUUUUACCUCACCGGCAAAGCCGGUGCUCGUGCUGAUUCGCAUUGCAGAGUUUCAACCCCGAAAGGGCGCAUCCUUUGUCGUCGACGUAUCUGUCGCUCGGCCUCGGCGUUUCGGUUGCAACAAUCACAAGAACAGCUUCGACAUGAGUGCAGACAAGCGUCCAGACGUGCAUACCAAGGAGGAUACUGAAGGUAUCAAAUGGAAUGACUUUGGGAGGCAAAGCAGAUUUGGAUAUCAUUCUGUUGCCAAAAUAUCAACAAACCAUUUCCUGAGGGACAAGUUUGGAUGAACAUAUGGACGAAAUAAGAUUAAACUCGACGCCCUUAUUCUAUGACCGACUUGGUACUACACCACAGAAAACCAGCGAUUUAAAUGUGUGGUAAUUUCAAUUAAAAUAUAUAACACAAAAUUUCUUUUUAUGCAUGCUUUUUGAAUGAUUGCGGAGAAAUUAUGUGUAAGUUCGAACGUUUUAUAAAAUGCUUUUCACGCACAAGCAUAACUUAAUCUGUUGUUUAUCUCAUUAAACAUCAACGCGAAACAAACUUUUGAUACUCAAUUUUAAUGAGUAGAUUUUUGUAGGAAAUUUCUUUUAUUAGAUAAUUAGUUUCCGAUUGUUCUCUGCCCAUAUCUUUCUUUUACCCGCAUUUAAAAACAUUCCAUAUGAUAGUUCAAAAUACAAUUUACAUGACAUCAAUGUAAAAUAAGCGUGCACUUCCAUAUUUGUCAUAGCUUUUAUAUCAAUAGAAAAUUUUAAUAUCAUGCCAUUUAGGAUAAAUUUUAUACACACGAUUUUUUAAUACUCAAUUAUUAUUUAUUUGGAUGUAAAAUUUAUAUAAUCUGUUGCCAUCAAACCGAUUAAUAUAUUAAUUAUCAAUUGAGACGCGAAGUAUACAAUUCUUUAAGUAUUGAUCAGUAUAAACUAUUGAUCCAAUCAAAUAUUACGACUUGGUACACGUCCAAAUAUAAGGGUAUCAAAGAAUGAAGUAUUACGAAUUAAAACCGCUGUAAGAAUAUAAGAUUGAUUUAUUCCAUAGACGUAAACUUAUAUAUACAAAAGAUGACGUAUAUACUCGUAUGAUGGUCGUAAAAGACUCGCCGCCACGGACCAAUAGUAACGAUAGUAAUAUUCGACUAACGGAGACCCAACUAGACGAAGCGAUGCGGCAGUGAACGGUACAUCUUAGGGAAAGGUGUAGCAAUAAUAACAAUAAUAAUAAUGAAUAGCAUCGAGCGUAACUGCUUAGAAGCACUUGCGGUGGACGAUGCCGGGGCCGGACUCGUCGUACUCCUGCUUGGAGAUCCACAUCUGU
Molecule: messenger RNA, 1886 nt
Organism: Odontomachus brunneus
Lineage: Eukaryota; Metazoa; Arthropoda; Insecta; Hymenoptera; Formicidae
Exons: 3
Coding region: 470-865 (131 amino acids)
Source: RefSeq, a predicted model, not a curated record